Molecule: messenger RNA, 1461 nt
Organism: Lolium rigidum
Lineage: Eukaryota; Viridiplantae; Streptophyta; Magnoliopsida; Poales; Poaceae
Product: BTB/POZ domain-containing protein POB1-like
Exons: 6
Coding region: 1-1461 (486 amino acids)
Biological process (GO): response to red light
Cellular component (GO): nucleus
Molecular function (GO): protein binding
Source: RefSeq, a predicted model, not a curated record
AUGGCCGGCGCGGAAGGGUCGUCGACGGCAGCGGAGAUGGAAGUGGACCUGGAGCUCUCCCGCGGCGGCGAGGGGCCCAGCUUCGAGUUCGAGUUCGCGUUCAACUCGCAGAACUUCUCCGACCGGUUGCUGCGGAUAGAGGUGGUCGCCAGUGAAGACGCCGGCGGGCGAUCCCUGCCAGAGCCAGACUCGUCGCGCCACGAGGAGAAAGAUACACCACUUUUACGAGUAAAGACAGUUUAUAUCAAUUCAGCUAUUCUUGCUGCAAGAAGUCCUUUCUUUCUCAAGCUUUUCUCAAAUGGCAUGAAAGAAUCUGAUCAGACACAUCCAACACUUAGGAUUGCUAAUUCAGAGGAAAACGCCGUCAUGGAGCUUUUAAGCUUUAUGUACAAUGGAAAGCUGACAACACCCGAGCCUGCUCGUCUGCUCGACAUAUUGAUGGCCGCUGAUAAAUUUGAGGUGCUUUCUUGCAUGAGGCUUUGCAGUCAGUUGCUUGCAAAGUUGCCUAUGACCACAGAAUCUGCGCUGCUCUACCUCGACCAUGCAUGCUCCAUUUCAAUGGCAUCUGAAGUUCAUUGUUUGAUAGUUAGAGCCAAGAAAUUCCUUGCCAACAAAUACAAGAACUAUACUAAGUUCCAGCACGAACUAAUGAACUUCCCUCUUGUUGGGAUUGAAGCCAUAUUUUCAAGUACCGACCUACAUGUAACAAUUGAAGACAACAUAUAUAUGUUCAUGCUCACCUGGGCCCGUGCGCGAUACCCAGAAUUGGAGGAAAGACGCACAAUCUUGAGUUCUCAUCUACUUCCGCUGGUGCGCUUCAGUCAUAUGAGUUGUGCAAGACUGCAGAAGGUCCUAACUUGCACCGACGAUGAUAUAGACCAUGAUCAAGUAAAUAAGGUUAUCACUACAGUACUUCUGCACAAAGCUUACCCAGCACAUGUACAUGGUGUUCUUGGAGCAGACGCAACAACUUGUUGGCAAUUUGCAGAACGAACUUACAUGUGCAAACCGGUAAAAGUUGUUGCGUUUGAUGGACCCUGCCCCCAGGUUAUAGCUUACUGGGAUCUGAAGCGUGAGGAGUGCGCCCGACUCUUUCAGCCAGGACAGAUAAUCUCGCACCCGCUCAAUCUUGCAGGGCUGGACUUCACGCUCGUAGCAAGAUGUAACAUCGACCAGCCGAGUGGAUUGUACAGUUUUGGCCUCUUCUUAGUCAUUAUAGAGAAGCUGAAGGGAUCUGUGACAGUAGAUUAUGAGUUUGCUGCAAGGACAAGAGGGUCGGGGAAAUUUGUGACCAGGUUUGAGAGUAAGAACACCUUCACUGGUAGUUUGAUGAUUGGAUGCGAUGAUGUUUUUGGCAUUCCAUGGAAGAUGUUCAUUGCUGAUGACAACCUCUUCAUCGACGACGUGCUGCAUCUGAGAGCUGAUUGGAGGGUAUUGGAGCAACAAGAACUACAAGCUUGA